CCCUUCGCUACGUUGCCGCGCGCGCGACGUCGGGCCCGGCCAUGUGCCUCGCGAGGAGGGAUAAGUCGCUCGUCGCGGCUCGCUGGCACCUAGUAGUGUUUUUUCCGCUCCACUUGGCUCGGGUUACGGUUCUCGCGGCUGAUAUCUCUCGCGUCGGCGCCUGCAGGACUGCGGCUGGCGCGAGAGCGCCGCGAACACACGGCGCCGCGGCGUUUGGCGCCGCUGCCGCGCAGAAAGCUGGCGGCUGUCUGGACCGUUGCUGCCCGCGGACUCCUUCCAAGGGACGCGCUCUCGUGAACUGCACCCCUCUUCCAAAUCGCCCCCCCCCCCUCCGCCCCCUCGAAGAAGUGGACAAACCCCCCCACGACACCAAUCGUGUGUGCGCCGUUUCUCCUUGACACCCGGAAAAAAACCGACCGACCCACAGCGCGGAAAGUUUCCCGUGUUUUUUAAAGCGGCUCCCGGGUCUCGUUCGUCUUCGGCCCUCCGUCCCUUCCCCCCUUCUCCAUUCAUAAUAAUCUCCCACUCCCGCCUUUUGUACAUACCAGACCUGUAAUCCGACACCAGGCGCCGAAGACCUUUCGUGCCCCAAUUUCCAAUAACCUUGCGACCUGUUGCCUAUUCCUUUAGGAUUGCGCAGCGAAACCCUUUACGUCUUACCCCGUCUCAAGAAGUGGACAUUCCUCGAAGAUCAAGAAGGGGGUGCGCGUACUUGCCCUAGUACUACCGCGUACACGAGGGAAAGAAAAAAAGUGCUGAGUGGGCAAGGCUGUAAUCGCGGGUGGCUUUCUUUGAAGCCGGACUAUGAAUAGCGACAGUGGACUUCCAUGGCAUCUUGUUCUCGCUGCGUCCUGACGUGCUGGCGAGCAAGUCACUGACACCGUUUGCUGGUGAGUCAAAAACACCAGCGGUGCGACACCUGUCUCGAGGCGUUGAAUGCGCGGACGUCUCGUCAUCUGCCCGACCAUGCUACUGCGUCUGCUGAGCGCCGCCUGCCUGUUGGCGGCCGCGGCUGUGGCCAGUCCGCGACCGCCCGAGGAGGACGCCUUUCGGUCCAACGCCAUCGAGGUGGACCACAAGUCCGCCUCGCUCGCCAAGAAGAACGAUGUCGGCGGGUCCUCGUCGGCGGCGAUGUCGUCCCAGUCGUGCUCCCUGGACGCCACCCUGGCGUCCAUGACCAUGGGCGACUUGGAGAGGCUCAUCGAGCGCUUCGCCAAGCUUCAGGGCAUGACCGUGUCCGGAGUCGUCAAGCAGCUCUACUCGGCGCUGUACUCGUCCAUCAAGCGGAAGGUCGCCAGCGAAGAGGGCCUGUCGCCGAUGGCGCUGGAGGCGAUCCAGGAGCUGUGCCUAGGGGGCGCUGGUCCCGCCUACCAGCUGGUGCCCCCGCACGGCCCCAUCUUCUCGGGCCUCAGCAGCGCCUUCAUGCCGAACACGGAGUUCGCGCCCCUGCCGCCCAUUAGGAAUCUGCGACCGCCGCCCGGCGCUAAGCUGGUGGUGCAGACCGACGGCGAAGACCUCGGCGCGAGCAUCACCGUCUCCCCCAAGAUGUCGCUGGUGGAGGCGCUGAGACGCGCCGACUACAAGCUGGCCGAGGACACCGGCCGAGGAAGCGGCGUCCUUCACCUGGGCUUCUCGGCCACGCGUGCGUGCUACAUCGUCGAGUCCGUUGCGGGGCUCAGGGCAUCGCCCGAGCGCGCCUGGAAGAUCACCAUCUCGGACCGCUUCGGAAAGUUGGUGUACGAAGACAUCUGCCUGCCGUCGACAGACGACUUGGUGGUUCAGCCGAGGAUGACGAUCAUCCUGACCUACGUCGAAGCCAAGCGGAAAACGCAAUGAACCCGCUUCGCAACGCACUGCCUGUGGGCUGCUAGCCCUCCUGCACGGGGGAUCUUCGCCACAUCCCCCAUUACACUCCCUGUUAACUUAUUUCCUGUCUCCAGCCUCGCUCUCUGCUUCCUACUCCAACUACCUCCCGUCAGAAAAAAAGAUGGCGCUGUCUGCCUGUCUGUUCUUUUCGGCCAGCCAACGGGCGGGGGCGGGACGCCAACGCAGUACUCGUGGUCACAGUUGCUCUUCCCCUGACCGUACGUCAUUGCGACGGUCGACCAUCAUAGACCUCACGUUAAAAUCCGCAUCGUUUAGGAAGCUGCUGAAUGAGAUGCAGCAAGAAGCAAUGAUGAGAAAGUGAACAUCAAAGGAGGUUCUUCGACAUCCACUACCAGGAACGUGCAUCUGUCCGUGAGAGUAGACGAUCUUGCUCGUCACGCUAUCGAAGGCUUAUCUCGCGAACCAGCGACCGUAUCUGCGAGGGAUCGAUAUGGAAGAACGUUACCCUUAGAAUACCGGACCGCUCGUCGAGGAAGCACGACUGCGAGCCCACGUCAAGCAGUAUCUUGUUAGAAUUGCACUGACUGCAGAUUUAACCCCUUCAAAGAUAAGACAGGUGUAGAAAUAGAGGAAAGUUGACAUAGCUACCUUGCUUGUGGGGAAAGGCAGAGGCAAAGUUGAGAGAAAGAAAGGAGAGAAGCACAGAGAAGUUAAAACGAGAGCACAAUGCAAGGGUAGCACGAAGCGUUCUCAAAGCAUAUCAUACUGUGGUCCUCGGUCCUCGGAAUCCGAAGCACCGCAUUUACAGCUUUUUGUGUAGACAGCCAGCCGCUGUCUGAACUGAAGGGCUCAGGGUCAGUGCUCUCAAGACGGACUCCUUGAAUGCCAAGUGUGUUUCAAUGGGAUGGGAUAGGCGGGUUGAGGUAAGGUCAUGCUUCUGCAAAUGUCAGUCAGUUCGAAGGUGUCCUUGUAAACAUCACCUAGCUUCCCAUGAAAGUGGGAUCAAGAGAGAUGCGUAGGCUGGAGAUUAAGCCGCAGUCUAGCUCUGAGGUUGGAACAGUGACCACGCUGCUGCAAGUCCCUCUCGUUGGCUGGCUCCCGAGUCGGUUCUGUACAAACUUUUUGACGACUCCCUUAGUCGAGUCGUUGAAGCGUGUAUUCAUUAUAGGUUGUGACGUCAAGCUAGGCACGUUAGCCCAGCAGUCGAAGCAACUGUGCCGACAGCAAGCACUGUACCGGGCAGCAGCACCGGAGAUUGCGAAAGUGAACCCAAUAAAGGAAAAAAAAAAGAGCGAGAAAGAAAGAGUGGUAAAUG
Molecule: messenger RNA, 3142 nt
Organism: Dermacentor silvarum
Lineage: Eukaryota; Metazoa; Arthropoda; Arachnida; Ixodida; Ixodidae
Exons: 5
Coding region: 937-1836 (299 amino acids)
Source: RefSeq, a predicted model, not a curated record